Messenger RNA from Paramuricea clavata, 17428 nucleotides. The record is from the annotation of a GenBank genome assembly. NCBI's taxonomy places the organism in Eukaryota, Metazoa, Cnidaria, Anthozoa, Malacalcyonacea, Plexauridae.
AUGAGUUUGAGAUUUAACAAUGAAAUACUUGUGUUGUUACAGCUCAUGAGACAUUUACUUGGAACACAUCUUGGUCAUAAUGGAGUUCUCACCAUGUGUUGUAUCCUGGAAGACAGGUUAGAUAUAAACAAGGGGGGAGCUUUCUUAUGUCAUUUUUAUGGGACAGAACUUGGUCAAAUGGUUGUAUUGUGGAAGACAUAUGGAACUUAAAAAGAAGUGGGACUUUCAUAUGAUAUCAAUAAAAUGAUUAAUUGAUUGAUUGAUUAAUUGAUGAUUAAUUUAUUGAUUAAUUAAUUAAUUGAUGAUUAAUUGAUUAAUUGAUGAUUAAUUUAUUGAUUAAUUAAUUAUUUGAUUAAUUAAUAAUUUAUUGAUAUACUUAAUUUACUGUUUAAUUAAUUGAUCGAUUGAUUAGUUGAUUGAUUGAUUGAUUAAUUAUUUGACUAAUUACUAUUAAUAAUAAUUUAUUAAUUAUUGAUCGAUUGAUCAGUUGAUUGAUCAGUUAAUGCAGAUCAGUUAAUGAUUAAUUGAUUGUUUGACAAGUCUUAUACAGUAUUGAUAUUACAGAAAUCUUCGUUUUUGUUGACAGCAACAACUGGUACAAAUUUUCAUUACUGAGAGGAGCAAUAUUCUUCGUGGGGAUGUGUUUAUGGGGGUCGAAGAGAGUGACCAGCCUGCUGCAUAAACCUAUCGCUGUCUUACCAUCUUUCUAUAAGGUAUAGCUUACAAUAUCAGGCCUUAAAAUAUCGUUCAGAGAACCGUCUGACAAAGUGUUCGACGACUUUGAGGUCGCAUGCACAUAUUUAUUGUGAUGUCCGAUGACUUUGAGUUCAGUUUGGCUUGGAAAUAAGUAUGAAUACAGACACAAAUUAAUAUCAGCACAAUUUGGAAAAGUCAUUUGAAUCUUGGCAAUGAAUUCCCGAAGACCCCACGGUGAAACCCCGCACUUGAUUACACAUUUGCAGUUCAUAUUUUAUACAUUACUCUGAUGCUCCAUUUAACAUACGAGCCUCUAGUCCUGGACUAGGGUAGGACGUUGGACAAAGUUAAGCUAGGUCGGACACCAAUUCACUCGGGUCGGGUAAACACUAAAUCUCAGUUUGACUUAGGUCGGACAGAAUGUCCAGUGGUUUCCUCUCUACGUCGGACAAUGUCCGUGACCGACCGAUAUUUUAGCCUGAAUAUCAAUCCUACACGAGUGAGUUUUUAUAAAAGUUAUUCUGGGGCAAACACAGGAUCAAUCUACCUGAAAAAUAUAACCAGAACUUCGACGUUUUCGAGCAUAGGCCUUCGUUUGGAUUUAGAACCCACUGACCAAGUGGCAACAUGGAUUUAUCAACUGGGCGAGGGACCAAUUUCUAGUUUGGGUUUUUAUAGCCUCUCUGACCAGCUAGAUAUUCUUAUUUUUCAAAAUGUCUGACAAACAUCAAAUCUAAGAUCCCACUCUAACUAUGUAAGCUUGGCCUAUGCAUGGACCAAUGGACCAUACUAAGGACUUUUGCCACAGAGCAACGCCAUAGCUCCCUUGACUCUGUGAUUAUGCAUCCUGUCUAAUCUAUACUACAGUAGUUUCAGCCAACCUCAAUGGCAUCGCCCGCCAGCACUCCUAUCAAGCUGGAUCCAUAUAUGGCCCUAUUUGCCAUGUUCUAGGUGUUGUCAUGUGACAAUGAAAGUGUGAUUUGUGAAGUGACGCUGUCAAUGCAAAGACUGGUGAAGAAAUACGGCAUGAAACAACAUGACACUGCUUGGGAAUCCAUUCUCGAUAUUGCUUCAGCGCUACAAGAAUAUGUGGAGGUAAGGCCUAGACUUAAUCUGCGUUGACUAACAAAAAUUGCUUUGUACCAGCAAGUAUUGCUUGGCAAUAGCCAGCGUCCGCCAGCUUUUUGGGCAGCCUGCCUACCCUAUCUGCUUACCUGCUUGCCUGCAUGUCUACCUACCUAGCUGCCUUACCUACCUACCUGCCUACCCGCUUGCCAAUCUGCCUGCCUGUCUACAUACAGUACUGCCAAGAAAUAACUUGUCCCCGCGUCUGCCCGCGUCCUGCCUCCAGAGCGCCCGCGUCUUGCGUCCACUCUGCCCGCGUCCUGCCUCCAGAGCGCCCGCGUCCGGCCUCCACGACGCCCGCGUCUUGCGUCUACUCUGCCCGCGUCCUGCCUCCAAAGCGCCCGCGUCCGGCCUCUAGUUAAAAACUGCGUCCCCUUGGACGCAGUCGUCGUAACAUAAUCGGAAAAACGAACUAAUAUUUGCAUCAUACUCGUAGUUUGUCGUGAGAAUACAGAUCAGUGUCACUGAUCGGAGAAGCAAAGAAUAAAAAGUUGAAUCCGAAAUCGAGUUUCAUUGAACCUAAGCGUUACACUUAGUAUAACCAUUUUAUAAUGUUACACGUUAUACUACAGUAAGCGUAGUGCUUUCACAAUGCAAUCACACGUACGUGAGUGGCGAUUGAAGCGUAUAUGACUGUAUAUUUGAGCGCAAAAUAGACAUAAACUAUAUAUAAAUAUAAUAGUUUGUGUUGUUUUUCCAAAGCAGCAAAUGCACAUGGUGAUAUGUCAUAUAAAUUGAUAAUUACCAUAUAAUUUCUGGAUAAAUGACUUCUCUUAAUCCCUUAAUGGAAUACCUUUACAUGUCCAGGAAACAGUCUUUGUGUUUCAACACGGUUCAAUGAGUGUGACUCAUCGCUUGAUUUUCAAAGUUGCAGUAUAAUUCGCUAAAGCUGAAGUGAAGAGCUCAGACAAAUAUCACUCGAUUCGUAUUACUAUCAGACUAAUAAAAUGAGGUAUCGAUCGCUUACUUGUCAACAUAUUUUGGGUUUCUUCGAAGAAGAUAUAAAACCAUACGUGCAUUUUGCAAACCGGCAACGUUGAAAGAUUACUGGGUUUAAACCAAACGUUAUACGAAGGUACGAAAGUAGCGAGAUCAAAUACGAAAAGGAACUUUACGAAGCACAAAUUCUGAAAAUUCACGGUAAGUUUAAUAUUAGAAAUAUAAAAAUCUAGGUCUGUAACGCUUGUGUAUAAGCGUAAAAACGUGGCGUGAAAUCGCUAACAUGAAUAUUUUCCGACGCCCACGGUUUGUUUAUGAAAAGCGAAACGCGAUAAUUUCCGACGAUCUACGAAUAGAACUCUUUCUCAGCUGCGUCCUCGCCCGCAGACGCAAAGCGGACGCAUGGCGCCCGCCCAGUGGACGCACCCUCAAGCGCCCGCAGACGCACAGUGGACGCACGACGGACGCACGGCGCCCGCAGGACGGACGCACGGCGCCCGCAGGACGGACGCACCCGCGGGCGCCCGUGGACGCACAGUGGACGCAAGAUACCCGCGUCUUGGACGCGGUUUUUGAUAAGUUAUUUCUUGGCAGUACUGUACAUGUAUCUACCUAACUACCUACUUAUGCUCCGUUAGAGUCAGCCUUCUGUUUGAUGUAUAUUUGCAGAGACAUCCGUCCUGCACGUCUGUGUCAGAGAACUUCCAUGUCCUGUUGUCGUACAUCGAAGAACUACAUGAGAAACACGAGUUUUAUGGUUCUGCAGACAAACUGUUUGCUAUUGUAGCAAAAUGUACGAAGAAGAGACCGGUAAGCAUGAAUCUUUGGACCUUAUAUGCCAUACCAUAUACCAUACCCUAUACCAUACUUUUUCCAUACCUUAUACCAUACCUUAUAUUAUACCUUAUAAUGUAUACCAUACCGUAUACCAUGAUCUGCAUACUAUAUCAUAUACCAUACCGUAUGCCGUACCACGCCAUACCAUAUCGAUUAUUUUCCAUAUGUGCAGACGCUAGGGGUUCACCCUUACUAUCUUUCCCGCCUCCCUCCCCCAGCGCGUUCAGCACUAUAGUCGUGAAUUUUUAAUAAAAUAAUAGCAUAAAGAGAUACAGUUGAAUUUGUCAAACGUGUCUGAAUAACUGCCAACAAUUUGACCUCCCUCUGCCUUGAUACAUAUUGGAGAUGUUGUUGGAUUAAGAUGUAAAUAUUUUUCACUAAAGGAAUCAUCAGUGAUUUUGUUAGUCUCACAUCGUGCACAGUCACUUCAUCCUUAUUGCGACAACUGGUUUGAAAAUAUCAAGGAUUUGGUGGACAGAUAUUUUAAGUAUGAUCUGUUAUGAUGGUUUUUGUCGUGAUGUGUUCGUGUGUUGUGUUGUGUUGUGCUGUGUUGUGUUGUGUUGUGUUGUGUUGUGUUGUGUUGUGUUGUGUUGUGUUGUGUUGUGUUGUGUUGUGAUGUGUCGUGUCCGUGAGUUGUGUUCGUGAGUCGUGUCUGUGAGUUGUGUUCGUGAGACGAGUUGUGUUCGUGUUCGUAAGUCGUGUUCGCGAGUCGUGUUCGCGAGUUGUGUUCGUGAGUUGUGUUCGUGAGUUGUGUUCGUGAGUCGUGUUCGUGAGUUGUGUUCGUGAGUUGUGUUCGUGUUCGUGAGUUGUGUUCGUAUCGUGUUCCUGUGUUGUUUUGUGUUACUUGUGUUCAAUAACACGAUUUCAAUGCCCUGAUGGUAUUUACAUACAGUGCACAUAGACGCCAAACCUAUUUUUUGUGUGUUUAGAUGUGAAGAAAGAACAGCCAUAAGAAUUAAAGUAUUAGACGUACUUUGCAACAUUCUAGGAACUUUCUCGCCGUUAUAUGAGGUUUGAAGUUUUGGUUUUCCAAGCAGGUAGCUAAUUGCCUGUCCAUUUGUUUUUUUGGUGCUCGACGUCAUAUCUUGUAUAUAUAGCCAAACAGUGUUCGUGUUCUUUAAUUCUGCAUUCUAGUGUUCUUCCAGUUACUCCAAAAUAACUAAGGGUGCCACACAGUUACAGUGUCCGGGUGUGGAUUUACUUGAUUAUUUGCAGAAAAUGUUCAAUGCUCUCUUGUGGUCCCAGAAAGUAAAAUAUUUUUUCCAUCCGUGAUUCGAGAUUUCCAAAACUCAGGUGAUGAGUUUUAGGCGGGUUUACAUAACCCGCAAGCGGAUAAUAGAACUUGCCGGGCAACCUCGUUCCCAGGCUCUUCCCUCUUGUUUAUAGAACUUGCUUUAUGUUUCACUCUAGGAAGAGAUCCUUGAGAACUCAGUGUUACCAUAUUUAGACCACAUUGCUAAAGAUCGAGAUAUUGCCGUGCGUAUUAGAGCUGUUCAGCUGCUGGUCGAUGUUAUUGAGGGCUCAGAUUCACAGAAAGUUUGCGACGUUUUGAAUAUUAUUGAGAAGGUAUGAUAAUUCUGGCAUCAACUAUUUCGCUGACCUCAGAAUGAGAUAUCGUCAAAACGUUUUUCUUCGAGAUUGGUUUAGAAACAAAUUUGGAGUAGGGUUAGGUUAGGGUAAGGAUUAGGAUUAGGGUUAGAAUUGGUGUUCGGAGUAGAGUUAGUGUUAGUAAAACCGUUGCUUUGUUACGUUUUGUCACUCUGAGGCCAGCGAAAUAAUCUCUUCCGAUAAUUGUCAUCGUUGCCUUAUUGUCAUAGAAUAAGAAAUGAAUAGAAGGGCAACUCGCGUGUACAACGCGUAACCAAUUUCAGUGCGCACGCGCGGGAUCUCUCAAGCUCGCAGCCAGUAAAGCCAGUCAGUGCAAUAGGGAUUUGUAUUACGAAAUGUACAUUUUGAUCACAAAAUCGACUAUUUUUCGGAAACAAAGGAUUGGAAUAUCAAACUACUACAACUGCCUGCAGAGGCAAUGUAAGCCUAAAUUAUUAUUGUGGCUAGCAUAGAAAGAAACGAAUAUUUAGGGAGAAAUUUGAUAUUGUUGUGUGAGCUACAAUCUGAAAUGCUGACAGCCCAUCGCGGGGUACAUCCUCGGGUAGAAGAAUUUGCAUCACAGACUACGUCAUCAGUUAGUUAUAGCGAUUAGUUUUGAGGUUAGGGUAAGGGUUAGGGUAAGGGUUAGGGUGAGGGUUAGGGUAAGGAUUAGGCUUAGAGAUAGGGAUUUGGUUAUAUCUGACGCCACAAACAACACAACUAGCCGAUCACGUGAUCACUUCUCCUCUACCCGAGGAACUACCCCAAUCGCGUAUACUGUGUUAUUUAUUUCGAUUUUCGAGGUUUAUGUCAAAUCUUAUCAGGACAGGUUUUGGAUUGCAUCAAAUUUUAUUUAAAAAAGUAUAAAUUUCAAAGUCGCGAGCAAUUAAUCAAAUUUAUUUCGUGUGGGAAGUUGUCUGUCUGUGACUGACAUGUUGAACUACAAAUACAAACAAUAUCAGAAAAUGAUGUUAUUUAUUUAUGUAAUUAAAAUAUCAUGAUUAUGAAUUAACAUUCAUUCCUAUUACUACAAUAUUACUUCGAAGACAUCGAAUUUUUCCAAUAAAUAAACCAAACUAUCAUAUGUUAAUAUACUGUACUUUAUACUUUGUAAGUAAACAACAUGUACUAAUACGUUUAAAUUUCGCAUUUAGCAAUGGGCGUUGUGAAAACCCGGAAUGCCGGAAUAUCACGGAAUAUGGCGGAAUAUCACGGAAUAUGCCGGAAUAUCACGGAAUAUGCCGGAAUAUCACGGAAUAUGGCGGAAUAUCACGACAUUUUCCCGGAAUAUACCGGAACAUGACAAUAUUUUCCGAUGGUAGCCAUGCGACUGUUUAUAAACAUGGACGUCUGACAACAUAUUUUAUUACAAAAGUGAUGGAUCUUUCACAUUUUGACGGUAACAAACAAUAACUCUAUACUGGAAGUUUUAUAUGUUGUUUAUAUUACUUUUACGAGUGUUGUCCAAAAAUGUUUUAAAAUGUUAAAAACAUUAAGUUUGGUGAUCUUGAAUUAUGCUUAAUUGAUUUUCCUAGUUAGUUUUUUCAAUUAACAGGGCUGAAAUGCGCCUUAAAAACCAUCGUUCAACAGGCUGAACUGUGCCUUUAAGGCCCGUUUAUUGCAAUUUUUGCUGCGAUUUCUACAGCGAUUCAGUGGCGGAAAUUCACUUUUUCCGGGGGGGGGCAAAGCCUCCUAAAUUUCCGACAAAACUUUCAAAUUUCCGACGUACCCCCCCCCCAUUUGCACUCGAAAAGACUGUUUUUAGCCCUCUUUUAGGUCAAAAUUUCCGAAAAUUCGUCAAUUUUCCGUGAAGGUGGGGGGCGGCCGCGCCCCACCAUGAUUUCCGCCACUGCAGCGAUUUCCUCCUUCUAAUGCAUGUAAACAAGUAGAUGAGUUACGAAUGUUCGGAGUACAUGUACCCUCAUCAGAGCAUUCAUAACUCAUCCACUCGUUCACAUGCAUCAGGAGAAGAAAAUCGCACCUAAAAUCGCAGCAAAAAUUGCAAGUGUGAACGAGCCUUUCAUAAGGUCUGUUUACACUUGCAAUUUUUGCUGCGAUUUCUAGUGCAAUUUUCUUCUUCUGAUGGAUGUGAAUGAGUAGAUGAGUUAGGAAUGUUUUGAGUAUGUGUACCCUCAUCUGAACAUUUAUAAUACAUUUACUCGUUCACAUGCGUCAGAAGAAGAAAAUCGCACUAGAAAUCGCAGCAAAAAUUGCAAGUGUAAACAUGCCUAUAGACAAAAUUUAGUUAAAAAUUAUUGGUUAAGGUUUAAUAAGACGGGACUUCUUAAUACCCGAACAACUGGCUCAAAGUUGCCUUAAUUUUAGCUUUUGAUUUUUGGAUAAAUGCUUGGUGGUAUAAAAUGGUCAAUUUUAACUAAAUUUUGUGUAUAACACAGUUCUGAAGGCGUUCGAAAAUAAUGCUGACGUCAGCACUUUUGCUUUUCAAGACGCUGUAACUCAGGAGCAAAUCAUAUUUGCUCAAAAUUUUUGGUGAACACUCGUAAUAAUAAUAUAAACAACAUAUAAAAAUUCCAGUAUAGAGUUAUUGUUUGUUACUUACCGUCAAAAUGGGAAAGAUCCAUCACUUUUGUAAUAAAAUAUGUUUGUCAGACGUCCAUGUUUAUAAACAGUCGCAUGGCUACCAUCUGAAAAUAUUGUGAUGUUCCGGUAUAUUCCGGGAAAAUGUUGUGAUAUUCCGUGAUAUUCCGCCAUAUUCCGUGAUAUUCCGCCAUAUUCCGUGAUAUUCCGCCAUAUUCCGGCAUUCCGGGUUUUCACAACGCCCUUUAGCAAUUCUGUAACAGCUCAUAACCAACAGAAAUGUAUUCGCUAACCUUCAAAUUACAACCAGCGGCCGUGGUUUGUAAUUUGAAUCGUUCGUUUGCGAAAAAUAGUCGAUUUAUUCAGCCAAAUGGCCAUUCUGCAAUACAAAUCUCUAAUAAAUUGACUGGCUUUACUGGCUGCGAGUAAUUAGAGCGGGCAAUUUCCAGUAUGCGCGAGGCGACAUGCGCGGCUUCAAAAACUUCAAAGGUUCCGACUCAAGUUGCCCUUCUAUUCAUUUCUUAUUCUAUGUUAUUGUUAUAUGCUCGUGUUUCCACAUUUCGUAUUUCCUUUUCAUAUCAACGUUAUGACGUCACUCCGUUUAAUAGGAUGUCGGAACUCCAUAUUUGGUCAGCUACGGAGUUUGUAUGACGAUUUUACGGUUGGCUGUUAGCCAAUCAGAAACCAUGAAUUCUUUGAAAUCAAUAUAUAUUUAUCCUUUCCAGAUAGCUCGCUGUCCAGUAGAUCCUCUUAAACGUUACGUCAGACCAUCGCAACAUGGUUCAAGUAAGGAGCAGGUUGGUAUAGUGCAUGUGUAAUUCAUGAGUAGUUUAGUCAACCAUAUUGCUUUAUUUUGCUCGCAUGAUAAUACUGGAUACCUGGUGAAGUAUAUUGAUCAAGUCCUAGGACUGCAUCAAAAUUAAUUCAGUCCUUGGACUCACUGGAUCAAAAUUCACUUCACUUUAAGUAGUGAUUUAAGCCCUGGGCAAAGUAGGAAACAUUGUUGCGGAAACAUUUGUGAUUCUCGAUGUUUCCUCAAAUGUUUCCAUGUUUGUCCACCCGUGGAAACAUUGUUGCGGAAACAAAACUUGCUUCCCGGGAAGCAAAAAUGUUUCCUAGCGAAUUCAGAAACAUUUGAUGUUUCCCUAUGUUUCUCACUAAUGUUUCCUAGUGUUUGCCCACCCUGCGAAACAUGGCGAAACAUUGGUAGGAGACAAUGUUUCCGCAACAAUGUUUCCUAGAUUGCCCAGGGCUUUAUUCGUAUGAGAUGUCAUUUCAAAUCUUCCAUUUCGGACUGGACUAGAUUUCAAAUGCUCGCAUUUUGACCCAGUCCUCGGCUUCACCUCGGAUUGGAUCAAAUUGCGCGGACUUGAAAUCUAGUCCAAUCCUCAUAGUCGGAUAUGAAAUAUUACUUCAAAAACUCAUUAAUAAUUCAUGAGGAAAACACAAAGAGAAAUCAUAAGCAUGGCGUGUCUUUAUAUGUGAUAAAACACGCUUCAAAUUUCAACUUGUAUUUUCUCAGCUAAUACAAAGUUAUUUUGGAAAAUUAUUUCGCCAAUGCCGUGAUCUGAGACGUUUUUGAAGCUGUUUAAUAAACUCUCCUACUCGUUUAUUAAACAGUACGUCACAAUCUAUCAUUCACUCAAAAUAUCACACCAUCAUUCAAUUAAUCAAUUUUAAUAAUUACUCCAUUAAUGAACCAAAAAAAUAUUUUAUAUAUUGUUUAAUUCCAUGAGUUGUUCCAAUCCUUAUAGCCUCAAGAUGAGAAAGUGUUAAGAGACAUUAAAGAGGCUGUCUUAGGAUUAGUUCGCUUGUUCAAGGUAUGUACUUUUUAGUUUUAACAAAUCAGUCACUCGAAGAUUGGAUAGGCUUCUAUCAGAGUAGAAUGCUACUCACAAUGAUGCUUUUGAGAUUAGAGUUAAAGAGUAUGGGCAACAGAAUUAGGUAUGCAUGUUUACACUGAAAGACCUCUUUAUGCUGUAGAAUUAGUCAUCUUACAAAAUUUUUAUAAUCUUUCUUUGGUUAGAAGAUAUUUCAUUUUAUUUGAAAUGUAAAUAAGAUGAUGUAACAAGCCGGAUAAACUAUUUGACAGUCCACAGAACUCUAAAAACAUCACAUUUUGUAUGCAGAUUAGUCACUACUUAAAUGUUAUAAUCUGUUUUGAACAGUGAGCUUUUUAGGACUUUGGCGUGACCUCCUCUUUGAAAAUAUUUUACCAGGUUGUGACGUACAGUAAUAGAUUUGUUUCAUUUGCGUAUUAAACAACCGAAAAUAUCUCAAGAACGGAAAUUUGUGAAAUGAUUUAUUUUACAUUUUAACGAGUUCUUUCUGUAUAAACAGACUUGAAUUUCAUUGCCCAUACAGUACCCUUUAAGUUUAAGUACUGUAUUGUCUAUAUUCUUGGAAGUUACAGUACAUGUGUCCCCGAUUAGUGAAACCUUUGGUUUUGCUAUAAGACAUGACACUUUAAUAAAGUUAUCAUGAUCACCGUUCUAUUUCCUGCAGGUAAAGCUGCUCCGUAAACCUCAAGAACAUGCAGAACGUAUCUUCGGUAUCUUAGUUUCUCAUAUAAAAGCUCAUUAUGACAAUGGAUAUAGAACGUACAUUGCAUCACAAAUACGGCUGGCGGUGAGUGGCUUUUACUUGUAUUUAUACCUGCUCCUAUCGUUUCAUUAUCGUAAUCGAUCAAUAGGCAAUUCCAGCUAUAGACUUUCGGCUCAAAUGUGUCGCUUUUCCUGCGCGUAAUACAAAUUAAUACAAAAUUUGCAAAUUUCGCAGUGCUAUAUUUUCCUCAUUUUACAACAUUUCGCAACCAAACUUUGCAACUUUACUAAUUUAAGAUCGAGCUUUGGUGAUGGAUUUUGUUCUUCUUGCCUAGAUCAAAAUGUUUUUGUAUGUUACGUUGUAACACGCUCUCAAAAUUAAUGAGUAUAAUAUACCAGUUGCGUUUAUGACUAUCAUCCAAAAUUUUUAUUUUUUGAUACGUUUCGGCAACCAAACUUAAAAAGUUUGUUUAGUGCUUUAUCUGUAAAGUAAUGCUAAAAUGAAGAGAUUUAGAUGGUACGCCAAAGAGAAAAUGUUGUCUGAAGUUCAGUAAGUUUUGCUUAUAUUACUGUAAAUUUAUGCCGUCACUUUUAAAGCAUCAAUGAUAAUUGCAUUUUAAUUGACAAGUUUUUACUAUUAUUUUAUGGUCAAUUUACAAAUGCCAAAAAAGUGUACUAUUCGGGGCUACUAUAGGGGCGAUCUGGGGUUUCAGAUUGGCUAAAAAUGCAUUUGCCAUACAAUAUUCUACAGUCUAUAUGCAUGUAUACACUAUCGCACUAUUAAGAUGGAUGCAGUUAUAAUAGGCAAUUCCAGCUUUUAGUUCAUGCGUGCAGGGGGUGAUGGGAAGUAAGGUAUCAUAUUGCUGAUUAUGCUGAAAAAAUAAAAAUGGCGGCCGUGCUAACACGGAGUGAUAGCUUAUACUUGUAAAUAUUGAAAUAUUUCGGUUGUUUCGGCAGUUUUUAUUGAAAUUUUUCAGCAUAAUCAGCAAUAUGAUACCUUUCUUCCCAUCGCCCCCUGCGCGCAUAAAUUAAAAGCUGGAAUUGCCUAUUGCAUUUCUGAGGUCAUAUAACUACGGUACAGGUCACAUUCUUUUUAUUGGUUAGAAUAUUUCCUCUGAAUUUCUUCUUUUAUCUAAAUUUUUACAAUUAUCUUUUUUUCUUUCUUGGGGAAAUAUUUUCUGGGAACACAAGAAAUUUUCUGGGACCAAUGGUCCCGUGGUCUGAUACUUUUUCCAACCUGUAUGAGCCAUUGAUCACACUUGCUUUUUGUUUUCCCACAGAUUCUGAAAUGUUUUCUAAGUUUACGAGCUGACAGUGGUCAACGUUUAGGCAUGGUGCAAGAGAACAAUGGUGAAGUAAAGUUCAGUUCAUAUUUUGCUUGCAGCGACCGAAAAAGGUAUGUUGAUCUCAAAAUAAAACCGACCUCACAAUAAAACUGGAUUGAUAUACAUUGCGUAAAAAAUGCCGCUAGUAUAUAAAGCAAUUCUAGUAUAAAGCAAUUCUGCGUCCGAAUGCGCCCUAGCUACUGGAUUAUUUUACUCUGUUGGUUUUACUUUUUACUGCCGGUUUUACUUGUCAAGAGAAGAACGCUGGCGCUCAAUGGGUUAUCUUGUCAAAAGUGGUUUAAAAAAGAUGACUUUUAAGCCUGUUUUCCAUUCAUCGUAAGAGUGAACUAGCAAGGUCGCUGGGAGUGCUAUCCAGGGGCGUCGAAGCGGCUCUAGAAGUGGGUGGGGGGGCACACCUACCACACUAGGGGGUCCGGGGCAUUGCCCCCGGAAACAUUUUAAAACUAGAGUCUCUGAAAUGCCAUUUCCUGCACUUUAGAAGGAGAUUUACAAUGUUCUAGAGGUAACAAAAUAUCAUAAAAUAUCUCAAAUUGUUUUGUCUACACGCGUAAUUGAAAUAUUAUCAUUUAACUUUGUGGUUUAUUAUUGACCAUUGUUAAAAAGUGUGUGGGGGGGGGGAGGGCAAAGACAUUAGGCCCCACUUCCGACGCCCCUGGUGCUAUCAUCCAAUCACAAUGCUCGACACUCACAGCGGGCGUUUGCGAGUUGACUUCUGCGAUGAGUGGAGAAAAGUCCUUGCUGGAUGUCUGAAGAGAACAGUUAUGGAAGGAGCAGCUAUCACAUGUGCAAACUGUAUAUCUCAUUAUUGUAGCUCCUCGGAAGAUAAAACGUCUGGGCUCGUUUCUCUGCCAUACAGCGAAGCUAUGAACGUCAUUUUAAUGUGUUUACAACAGGUAAAUACCACUUAAUUAACCAUAUUUUAUUAUUUUAAUACCUAUAGGCCCGUUUACACUUGGGCCAAAAAAAAAUAUGUGGGUUUUCGGUUUCUUCUUAUAAAAACUUCGGUAGGGUAGGUCGGUUUUAACUUUUUUUUUAAACUUUUUUUAAUUUUCCGAACAAGCGGACGCCAUUUUGUUUAGUCAGUGCUUUCACAUCCAAAGAUAAAUUUCCCUAACAUUGCCUCAAAUUUAAAUUUUCCACAAACUUUUUCCUCUAAGUGGAAACACUUACAAGCAUGAUCCAAUAAAAAAGUUUAGGGUCGGGAUUUCGAUGUCCAAAAGCUAGGUAGGGUCGGGAAACCGGAAACCCACAUAUUUUUUUUUUGGCCUUGCAAUUUUUGCUGCGAGUUUAGGUGCGAGUUUCUUCUGGUGGAUGUGAAAGAGUAAAUAAGUUAUGAAUGCUCUGAGUACACGUACCCUCAUCUAAACAUUCCUAACUCAUCCACUCGUUCACAUACAUCAGGAGAAGAAAAUCGCAGCAAAAAUUACAAGUGUAAACAGGCAUUUAGAGUCAAGGCGUGUAAUGAAAUUAAUCAUUCCAUCGUGUAUGUAGUUUUUGCUCAAAAUUUUCAUCCACGAUAUUUUAACCUGCAUGACUACUAUUUGCUCGCGAUGUGCCCCACUGCGCCCCCACUGGCGAUUUUACUUUUUCACAGAAAACUGUUUAGCCUGUUUAAGCAGCUAUGUACCCUGCCUUUGGCAGUUUACUUUGCCAGACGAGUCCUCCCAUGACUAUCUACAUAUUAAUGUCUACCUUGUGGUGCAGGGGCCAGUUGUUCCAAGCUGGGUUAGCUUAACCCUAGGUUAACCUAAAAUUCAAAGCACACUUCCUGACAGCAUGUCUAUAAAUUUGGAAAUAUUUCUUCAGAGAUCUUGUCUGUAUCGAUGGGAGUUUACUUCUCUGAAGUUUUGAAAUAAACAGGCGUGCAGAAAUACACAAACUAAAACAACAGGUUACAUUUUAACCCAGGGUUAGCGCUAACCAACCUUUGAACAACCGGCCCCAGGGCUUUUAUAAUCUUUUUGAAGGGGCUGUGUCACGGCGCCGAUUGGCUGAAAUCAACGAGGACUUUGAUUGGCUAAUCGUAUAGUGAUUAUAUAUGCAUGAGACAAAGACAUUUGAGACAAAGACCUCAAAGGCAUUUGCCCUCGCUGGUUAAUAUUUUGCCUGUACAAAACAGCGAAAUAUACAAACAAAAAGUGAACAGUGAAUAUCACAUGAUUGAAUUGUAUCGUCCAGUGACUCUUAACGCAAAGGAUUGCCAAGAUUUCUGAAGGACUACAAACGAUAUUGUGUGACUUGAAAAAAAGAUGGCAAUCCACUUCUCAAGUUCGGAAUGCGCAGUAGCAUCGUGACACAGCCCCUUUAAGUAAGCGGCUGUGAUGAGAAGAUAGGUGGCUGCCCCCAAUGCAGGAAUAUUUUUACCAAAUCCGUCCAUGAAACUACAUAAUUCUCCAUUUUUAAGUAGCCGAAUGCCGCAAAACCGUGACUGUAAAGUAUAUGCCGAAAACAGUCGCAUACUUUAUAGCGACAAACCGUGGCUAUAUAAGAUAUGCCGAAAAUAGGCAGCGGUAAACCUCGUAACACUCGCUGGUUUGUUUUGAAAGCCCUGUAUACACGCGUAAAAAUUAUGAGCCCGGUGUUUAACAGGAUUGAACAAUGUUUUGCUGUCCACGUUGUUCACACUUACUGUAUCAACAAUAUUGAACAAUAUUGUUGAGCCUGAAUCGGGUGUAACAAUAUUGUUCAAUAUUGUUGAUAACUGUGAACAAUGUGGGCAGCAAAACAUUGUUAAAUCCUGUUUUCAUCUGUAUUGCAACAACCUGAUCGUUUUUAGCCGUUUCGUGGGUAAGUUUCGAAAGUAAAAUUAUGAUGCAGGUUUUAUGUUUGACAUUCUUCAGGAGUUGGAAUGGGAAGUAUUGGAUGUUGUAUUGACAAUCAUUCCAGAAACACUUGAGGAUAAAAAUUUGAUUCUCUCUGGAAAACAAUACUUGAACUCAAUAUGUACGGUAUUAUCGAAAAUGGUAAGUGUUUCUGCAUCGCAGUAUGACAUUUUCCCAUAGAAAUGUUAGACCUAGAAUGCGUGCUUGAUCAUGUGACCGGUGUCAAAAUUGAAAACAAAAUUGCCCUUAUAAGUCGGCCAUGUUGGAUUUGUCCGAGGAGCGGUCUAUAGCGAUUUGUCAUGGGGCGAGUUUAAUUUGCCCUUAUAAUAUCGGCCAUUUUGUAUAUGAAAUGAAAUUUCUUAUUUUCUUAAAUGAAAGAACUCUUUAAGCUGUAGUGUAACUUAUUUUUCAGUUUCUUGUUUUUAUGGUUUGUUCCCGAGAUAUUUCAAUUUGUUUGAUAUGUAAAUGAGUGUGAAUAUGUCCGCUAAUUUAUGACGUCGUGUUGGUUGCAAGCUCUUCAAAAUGGUUGAAUAUCACUGCUAUCAUCCAAGAUGAUAAUUUCAAACUUCACUCACUGGGAAAGGUGAUGAAACACUGGAGAAGAACAUGAACUGAUAUCAACAGUUUUUAGAGUUAAUACAUUUAUAACCUGUGUAAGUUGAGCUUGCAACCAACAUGACGUCCUAAAUUAGCGGACAUAUUCACACUCAUUUACUUAUCAAACAAAUUGAAAUAUCUCGGAAACAAACCAUAAAAACAAGAAACUGGAAAAUAGCUUACACUACAACUUAAAGAGUUAUUUCCUUUAAGAAAAUAAGAAAUUUCAUGUCAUAUGCACUUUAACUGAGAGAGGACAGGAGCACGCAUUCUAAGUCUAAUAUUUCUAUGCAUUUUGGCCACGUGUUGCUGAAUACACAAUUCAUUACAUGGCGCUCAAAUAGUCUUUUAAUUUUUCUCUUAGGUUUCAAAUUAUGAUUUCCUUCCUGGAUUAUUUCGCGUUCCUCAUGAUAUGCGUCGUCCUCAUUUGUAUGCAAGAAUUUUUCCGGUAUGUGUCUAGUGCAUUGAUCUCAAACGUAGAACUGGACAGACCACCAAUUUAUGAAGCCAGAAUUUUAUAAUGAGAAAUCGAAUAUACUUACCUGUUGAAAUUAGUUUUAUUGUGAAGCGGCAAUGGAGGUGUUAAUGUGGUUAAAUGUAUAUUUAAGCAAGGUUAACGGCUGAUGUAUCACGCCUAACAACGUUAGAGGGGAGUCUCUGACGUCACGUAAGUUCACGGGCAUUCGCCGACUGCUUAAGGCUAGUUUCCACUCAGGAAAAUUAUCCGUGGAUUGGAACGGACAAGAAAAUUUUUCUUUGUGUUAAAGUCAUUAGUUCCAACCCAGAGCUCACAAGACAAAGAAAACUUUUCUUGUCCGUUCCAAUCCACGGAUAAUUUUCCUGAGAGUGGAAAAUAGCCUUUACUGCAUGUGUAUUGUUCUUCCUUAAACUUCGCCAUUUUCCCACCCCACACCCAUUUAUUUUUUAUUUUAUUAGUACUCGUGGGAUUCGAUUUAUAGAGGUUCUAGAAAUGAUAUUCUUUUUCCACUGAAUUCAAUGUGACUGGUACCGGAGGUCUGCCUUGGCAGAUUUGUCAUGACAAACUCCUAUUGCUACUAUAAUUAGCCGUAUGUUAUUAUGUUUGUGGCUCUUUUUGACAUUGUGUUUUGCCACCAUUGCUAUUGACCACCAACUAUGCUGUUAACCAGGGUAUAUGGUUGAAUUAAACAGAUUACGUUAGGUGUAUUAUUUACUAAUUAAUGAAAUACAGCUCUUUGUAGGCAUCUGGUUGCGAAUAUACAUGUAGCUAAUUCAAAAAAGGUUGUCCUUUGCAAACCUUGAACUCCAAACCUUAAACCUUAAACGUGCUUAAGGUUACAGAACACGUUUGAGUGUCAAUUUUGUCUAAAUUUUUUUUAUGGGUUUCCAUGAAAGCAUUAGACUGGUUCUACUAUCUGACCAAGUUUGAACGAAAAAUGUUGAAAACUCGCAGAGUUAUUUAAUAAAAUACAUUUCGCUGUAAUAAGAAAAACAUUGAAAAUGUAAUAUUCAAAUUCAAUUUUCUCCCGAAGAAUUUUACGGCAAUUACUGAUUUUUAAACGAGUUGUGCUCCUGCGGGUUUUAACCAAUUGUUCUCAAAUUUUCACAGGACAUAGCUACAGACAUCAGUUUCAAAAUGGUGUUUGGUUUUGUUCUAAUUUUGGAUAUUUUAAUAAUAAGGAGCAAUUCACUCAAAUGAUUCAGAAAUAUAUUGCAGUGGUCAAAGAAAUUGCCAUAUCAGCGGAAUGACGAAAUAAACAAAACUUUCCGAACACAAUUUUUUAGAACAACUAUUUUACUGUAUAAAAAUUAUAUUUUCAUAAAUAUAUCUUAAAACCAGCAGGAACAUAACUCAAAAGCGUAAAGGUACCGCGAUUUAAGAUUUUCCUGAAUAAUUCUUAUAUUAUUUCAUUGUUUGUCAAUUUUACAACUUUACCAUAUUUAGCAUGCACUGGAGAACAUUUGGUGAAGAUUUGAUGAAAAUCGGACUGAUAUUGAGCGCGCAGUAGCGAUUUUCCGCAAAACGCCCAAAAGGGUGUCCUGUAACCUUAAACGUGCAAAGCACAAUGGGAGCAUCAUUUAAUCAGUUGAGAAAUCAUAUUUGGGGCUCAUUUCUUAGAGACAUGGCAAAUAUCUCCUUACGAGAACAAUUCAUUCACAAAUAGCUGCAAUAUUCAACUACUGAGCUUGAAAUUGUGCUCCCAUUAUGCUUUGCGCGCUUAGAGUUCAAGGUUUAGAGUUUAAGGUUUGCAAAGGACAACCUUUUUGAAUUGGCUGUAUAUAGUAAACACGUUAUUUCGUUGUUGCGUUUAGAAGACGUUUUAUUAUAUCAUAGGUGUUGACAGAGCUUUGUACAUACCAUCCUUUCAUUGGUCAGGAUGAACAGGUUAGAAUAUUACAUCAUUUGUUUUCCCAGUGA